Podospora anserina S mat+ is the source of this 1665-nucleotide messenger RNA. RefSeq lists its product as uncharacterized. Gene Ontology annotation, biological process: transmembrane transport. NCBI's taxonomy places the organism in Eukaryota, Fungi, Ascomycota, Sordariomycetes, Sordariales, Podosporaceae. Gene Ontology annotation, molecular function: transmembrane transporter activity. The transcript has 2 exons. Bases 1 to 1665 code for a protein of 554 amino acids. The record is from RefSeq and is a predicted model, not a curated record.
AUGAGAUUUACUAAGAGUUACCGUCACAGGAGAAUGACUGGCUUGGAUAGUGUCUCAGCUGGUGCUACCACACCCAAGCGGUCACGUCUACUAUCAUUUAUCAACUUCCCCGGCACCCGCCGCAAAAAUGUUGAACAACCACCACCGCCUUUCCUCGAGUUCCGUUCCUCCACCUUCUUUAUCCUCCUCACCGUCUGUUUGGCUAUUUUCACCGACAUUCUGUUCUACGGCCUAAUCGUGCCCGUUUUCCCAUUCAGCCUCUUGGAACAGAUCGGGUUGGCAGAAAACAAAGUGCAAGAAUGGACCGCCAUCCUGCUCGCCUGUUACAACGUCACUCUUUUCCUGGGUGCCCCGAUUGUCGGGUUUUACGCCGACCAUUCCUCAUCGCGUAGAUGGCCGCUGCUUCUUGGGCUGGUGGCGCUCUGCGGGUCUACCCUAUUGUUGUGUCUGAGCAAGACGAUUGCCCUGCUUGUGGUGGGGAGGCUGCUCCAAGGACUGAGUGCCGCCAUCGUUUGGUCGGUUGGGCUGGCAUUGUUGGUCGACACGGUCGGGAGAGACAUCGGUUAUGCCAUGGGAUAUGUCACGAUUGCCAUGUCGGUAGGCUUGCUGAUCUCACCGGUUAUUGGUGGGGCGGUAUACGAAGCAGCUGGCUACUAUGCUGUGUUCUAUAUCGCCUUUGCAGUUGUAGCCUGCGAUAUCGCUCUCCGCCUGGUGUUGGUCGAGAAGAGAGUUGCUCAACAAUGGGUCGUAGGACCUGAGUCUUCGGAAGCUGAAAGUGCAACUACAAUUACCAAUAACAGGGAAGAUGUGGAAAAGCAGGUCCAAGCAACAAGCCAGGCAGGAGCCGACCCAGCCUUGCCACCCUCACCGACCCGAGCCGGAACCAGUUCCGGUGACCCGAUUGCAGCAUUGUCGACGCCGGUCCUGAAUCCUGCAAAACACCCCCAUUGGGAGCUAAUCAAGAAUCGUCGCAUGUUAGCUGCCUUGGUUGGUAUAGCGAUUGAAGCGUGCCGGUCAUUUGCCAAUAGCCUUGCGAGUGCUGAUUUCUCUGACAGGUUCGCGUUUGAUACUGUGAUUCCGCUCUACGUUAAACAAACAUUCGAAUGGAACUCGACGGCAGCCGGCCUGAUCUUCAUCUGUGUCAUGGUCCCCGGUUUUGUAUCUCCGAUUGUUGGUAAGCUCGCCGACAAGCAUGGCGCCAAGUGGUUUUCAGUCGCCGGGUUUGCCCUCUCUAUCCCGCCGUUGGUCUGCCUUCGAUUUGUGACGCGUAACACGAUAGAGCACAAGGUCUUGCUUUGUGCACUUUUGACGUUGUUGGGCGUUACACUUGUUACCUUGGCCAACACACCCCUCAUGGCAGAAAUAACCUACGCUAUCGAUGAGCGUGAGGCUCAACAGCCGGGAGUGUGGGGUGAAAAGGGGGUCUAUGGUAUCGCCUAUGGUCUGUUCACCACUGCAUACGCUCUCGGUGGGACGAUUGGCAGCAUCACAGCUGGGUACAUCCAAGCAGGACCAGGUUGGGGAACCACCACAUGGUAUUGUGGUGUGUGGGCUGCGGCAGGAGCGGUUGUCUCUUUUUGGCUUGGGGCGAGGCCUGAUGAGGCGCCCAAAAGACAAAGACCCGAUGAUGAAGAACUACCGGCAUCAACAAGCGGGGUUAUGUAG